AUGGCGAUGGUGACCGCGGUUUGUCCACUUGACACAAACACUGUAUUCGAUCCAUGUUCGGAUACAAAAGUUUUGAGAUGGGAUGGAUUUACCUUUGGACUCGCGUUUUCUUCGAAAGAUUCAUUCUUCUCCGACCAAAUUCAGCUUUCGCCCUGCGAUAGCCGUCUCUCCCUCCAGGGAACCGCGGCUAAACUCGCAGUUUUUCGGCCGAAAGUAGAUGAGCUCACUUUUCUUACUGUCAAUACCUCUGACCUUUAUCCGGUGAAAUCCGGUGGAUAUAUGGUUGCAUUUGCUGGAAGACACUAUGCUGCAAGAUCUAUACCUACUUUAGUUGUUGAUGAAUCAAAUAUCAUCACAAGUUUCACUCUGGUUCUUGAAUUCCAAAAAGGCAGACUUGUUAACUUAUAUUGGAAGAAAUUUGGGUGCAAAUCAUGCACGGAAAGUUCUCGAAUUUGCAUCGACAAUCAAGAAUCAUGUGCGACGCCAAUCUCGAAAUGCAACACUAAUGGCGGAUCGGUUGACUGCAAUCUUAGCGUGCAAUUAGCGUUUUCGGGUACGGACAAGAAGUUAGAAGUUCUUAACUCAUGGUACGAAAUUGAAAAACUAAGACAAUAUUCCCUAGUUGGGUUGUACGAAAACAUAAAAGGCAUGGUUAUUGGUCCAUAGAAG
Helianthus annuus (common sunflower) is the source of this 669-nucleotide messenger RNA. RefSeq lists its product as uncharacterized. The transcript is spliced from 3 exons. Bases 1 to 666 code for a protein of 221 amino acids. Gene Ontology annotation, cellular component: nucleus; cytosol. The record is from RefSeq and is a predicted model, not a curated record. Gene Ontology annotation, molecular function: metal ion binding. NCBI's taxonomy places the organism in Eukaryota, Viridiplantae, Streptophyta, Magnoliopsida, Asterales, Asteraceae. Gene Ontology annotation, biological process: tRNA wobble uridine modification; protein histidyl modification to diphthamide.